AUGCAUGAUACCGGUUCUGCAAGGCACUGCAAGCACACAACAAUUCAACGACGCGGUACUCGUACACGCUCGCAACUGCAAGUCUCAGUUCAAUCACAAUCCACACGCUUCUACUGUAAAAAAUCACAUUUUGAAAUUUUCUGAUGAUUUUUCUGUCUCAUCAAUAAUCAAAUACGGUCGUCCAAUUCUAAAACUGUCGAAACUAAUAAAAACUGACUUUACCUGGAUUGCAGUGUAAUAAUGGAUCCAGUUUUAUGCGUGGAAUUCGGUGCAUUCUUCAUUAAAGCCGCGGUUAUAUCCAGCAGUGGAUUCCACAGAAUCACAGACAGCAGCGGAUCGGUUGACAUCCCAGCGUUUAUUCAUUAUGAGAAUAAGAGCGAAGCGAGCCAACCUCCAAAUAUUUGGGUAACGUUUGGAACGGAUGCGUUGAACAAGUACAUGGACAAUCCAAAAGGUGGAUUAAUGUUCCCCAAGAUAUUUUUAGGAAAAUAUGUUCAGGAAUGCCAAACCAUCAAAUCCGAAUUGCAUCUUGCCGGAUGGAAAUUCACCACAGGAACCAGCGAUGUGCUGCGUGUUGUACGCGAUAUGUUAACGGAAAUUAAAUACCUGACGGAAAUACAGACACGAAGGAAGAUCACAACAUUGUACUUGAUGUUGUCAUCGCAGCCAAAUUUGAUCGUGGAUAAAAUGUUUGUCCGUGCGGCGGAGAUGGCGCAUUUUCUCAACGUUCGAGUUAUUCCAUUAGCGGCGACUUUGCCUCUGCUUAUCGAGAAAGUUUUUGACCUGAAGACUGAUCUCGUCAUCGUGCAUUUAGAAGCCACUGCGAUCGAAGUUUCGGCUGUGCGUUUCGAUGGAAAGCAUCCUGUUAUCGUGUCCAAAAACAUUAUACCUAUCGGAGUUGUGGCUUUCUUAAGGGUUGUGUUGAAGUGGUGUUUGGAAAAAUUGGGAAAUCACCAAAACGAACAGAGUCUUAUUGAACGCAUACGAUGGCACUGCGUACAAAUCGUGAAAACGUUUUUAUACACGGAAGAAACAAGCUAUCUUCUUCAUAUUGGCAAGCAGUUUAUAAGAAGCUGCUCUUUGAACAAAAGUGCUAAGGAUUUCAGCUUGCGAAUUGAGCGACAGGGAAUCCGUGAUCUGUGGCGCAAAGCGUAUGCUAAACAUUUCGAGUACCUUAGUGAUAUACUUUUGGAAUACAGUAUGACCACCAAAAAAGUCAUAUUUAAUCCGGGGGCCCUUGCACAGCUUCUGCCUAAUCUGAAGGUAUCCAAAGCAUUUGAGACAGUCCACCACUGUGAAUGGUACUUCGAGAAACUGUGCCAAUGCGUUGGCUCACCAGAAAUUGGUUCGCCUAGCAAGUCUUUUGGGGAGGACGAAGUGGAAUACAUCGUUCCCGUUGCAGUCGACGAAGCUGACGACCUCACACCAAAUUGGACUUUCGCGGUCAUUACGGAAUCAGAUUUAUUCGAAUCAGCGAAGAUUCCAAGCGGAAGAAGUGUUAUCACAUUUGAACACAUAUGCUCGGUACAACUAGAGAUUCCAAACCGAACCGGACAUAUUUCCCGUCUGCAAUUUUUGACGCCGAAUUUUAUCUGCGCACAAAAUACAACGGAAAGCGGAGUGUGCACUGCCUGCGACGUUUACGCUGUGAGUGAGUCUCUGCAACUAGAGAAAGUAUGGUCCAUUUCUGUCACGGAAAGUGACGGUGUUCUACUUUGUCUGCCGAAUCUUCCCGAGAAUUUGUACCUUCUCGCCAAGAGCGAUGGAUUUUGCAUCAAAAGUACGGACGGCACGCAAAUGACUUGUAUUGUCCGCAGAGGUCAAUUUGCUACAUGGUUCCAGUGGAUUGCCGGUGGCUAUUUAGCGUACGCACGAGAGGACGAAAUAACACUCCUUAACAUCACCCAAGACUGCGAUGCAUCGGUGUUGCAGCUGCAGUAUCCUCGUUCUCAAAGGUCACUUCUGUGGCUAUAUGUAACAGCUGAUAGGAAGAGCGACAAUGAUGUUGCUAUGAUGUUUCGGGAUCUUCUGAAAAAAACUGAGCUGGUAACCGAUGUAGAGGAUAUUUUAUUGUCUACUCUGGUGAACAACACAGUUGAGUCUGAUCUGGUAACGAUCAACAAGACAGUUGCAGCCAACGAAUACAUAAUCACCCGAUAUUCGUGGAUGACGGCAGAUGAUGUCCAGGAUCGGACGGUGUGGGUUGAUGUGUUUACGUUAGAAGACGAGGACGAACCCCUUGCUUUACAUAGCCUUUCCAUGUACGAGCUCCUUGUUGUGAUAACGCGCCGCUCAGUCUUUCUCUUUACUGCAUCUAACGGCAGACUUCUUCACACAUCAAGAGUCAGUAACAGCGUCUUGGAGCGAUACCAAAAGAGCGGAAUUUCCGGCAACGGAGCCCAUCAAACAUUGUUAAUUGCGGAUACCAGUGCACAGAUUUACGCUUUGCGCAUCGCUGUCGACGAGCUUUCUCAAUGCGCACUGGAAAUGGACGAAUCUUAUUACACACUGAAAAUCAGCAUGGCUUUCCGGUUACCCAUCUCUUUCAGCCUGCUCCUGCAAGCGCUACCCGAGGUGGCGGAUGCGCAAGAUUUCAACCUCCUGUCCACAGCCAUGGACAUCGUUCCAGAGUCCAGUAUGGAUGUCAUUCAAGCGCUGCUACAAUACUACCCCAAAAUUGUGGACUGGGAACGAGUUCUCCAACCGCCACUGAUGCGGCACGUUGAUUGUGCUGCGCUAUUGGAUACGCUGGCUGAAUUUAAAUGCGCUGCCGGUGUUAAAAUCGUGAUUUCGUUUCUUUGCGCCAGCGACAUUCAUGCGAAGUCUCUGGAUGAGAUGCUGCAGAGGUGCUUAACGUUGGCUGGUUCAUUUAACCUGGCUGAAAUUAUGUAUAAAAUCGUCCAGAAAAUGUGCACGAUCAACCCUAAACUCAUUGAUCUCCGAUUUCUGGAUAAUUUGCCAGCUGAUCAUGCGUUGUUUGUGGAGUGCCAAUCUCGAGAGGUCCUGUAUGGCAGCCUGGUUCAAGCUUUGCUAGAGCACAACGAAGACGAUCAUCUUAUUUCCGUGAUAAAUCAAAGUGACUAUGUCGUCAUCCUCCUUCGUGCGCUGCUUGGCGCAGCGGUGGACCGUGAAUUAGAACUGCUGCGACAAAUCACGCCGCGGACGAAUGAGAAGCUGAAUAUGUACAUUGCGGAAUUACUGCUUAGCACGGAAAGAUGGGCAAUGUUGAUCGAGUGGCUGCACAAAAUUCAAGUGAACCAAACAAUCGAUCCCGACUUCCAUACGCCAGUGGCUGUUAGCCUCGUGAAUUCUGAAAAUGGACGAUUCUACUUCGCACAAUUCUCGAAGCAUUUUCCUGAUUUCUCCUUGGAAGAAGUGAUCGGCGCAGUGAUCUGCCAAACAGUGCCAGUGCCAAGUGACCUUUGGCGUGCCAUAAUUCAAAACUGCCUUGACCGAAACCUUUUGGAAAAGGUCGUCAGCGUAAUAAACCGGUUUCCAGCGGCAGCUACCAGCUUUGCCGAGCAACUACUGCAAAAGUUGCCGGAGUAUUCCGAAGAAAGCAUUCCGUGGCCGAUUAUCGUGGAAUACUUUGACGCGUUUCCCCACGGACCCCUCCGCAAACGUGCCCUAAUGUAUUUGGAAAGAAAAGCGCCGGAUGCCUUAGCUUUCGCCCACAGCAAACGUGGAUCGUAUGCUGAUUUUCAAAGGCUCUGGAGACAAUCGGAUCGUGAUACAGGAAAAGGCAUCUGCAAUAUUUGCUUCGACGCCGCCUGCGAUUGCGCCUUUAUUCCCUGUGGACAUGUCACGUGUUUACAUAACCGGACUGCAACGUUGUCUCGACUCCUUCGACUCGUUCACCGGUGUCGCCUCUUCACCCGGCAUCCGGGUACUUUCAUUACCACUGCGACCCCCACUCUGAUCCGGCAGUUGUGGAGCACCCGCACUUGGCGGCGCCAAUUGGAACCACGGACGAACCCCCGUCGGACCGGUGCGGUGUGGCGCCGGUGCCACCAGUGCCGUUGAGGUCGUCGCCCUGCCGGUGAACGCUCCCGGCGGGCCAGCAUCUUCGGCCAGGAAAUGGCUGUAUCCGAACCUUUGCGAACCAGCGCCGGUGACGCUAUCGGGUGUGAGUCGCUGUUGAUCCAGUUUAUUUGACUCGGAUAUCGUGUUACACUACUCCGCAUACUGGCCGCUCGCUGACUGGUUGAGUUGCUCUGCUUUACCAAAUCCACCGGAACCGUUGGCAAACGGCGUACUGGGUUCUUGGGGCGGGCCGCCGGCAUCGGCAACCGCGGCGGAACCGGAGUCAGACCACGGGCGCGACCCAAAUGUGGUAACUGGGUCAAGUUUCUCAUUUGAAGGUUUUUUGUGAGCGAUGCUUUAACAAAUAUUGCAAAGUCACACCGAUCUUACCCCGAAGGAUAGGUCUACAAAAAAAAAACCUUUUCGGAUGAAUGCGUAACUCGUAUGCGCUCGUUUCCCGCUGUCAGGUCGUCCCCUAUUUGGGCAUUAUUGUUUACUGUUGUUUAUCUUUUUGUGACUUCUUCUCUAGGCCACUAUCGGUGUUAGUCAAGCUCCUUAAAGUGAACAGCUCAUAUCCGAGGGAUUCAAUCCAGCUGAGCGACUUAUUCUGAUACGGGAAAGUUCCUGGGAACGAUCAUCCCUUGUGGGUCUUAGGACCGUUGAGUGAUACCGGCUUCGGGAAAUGGCCUAAAUGGAGCGCAAAAGAAGGGCCCAGUAAUUGCCCAGUACCCCAUAAUGUUCCAGCCGAAACUCACAAGAUACGAGUCAAUGAGCGCUCUACUCAACUAGCAGGCGAGUCUUUCGGAUUGCGCGACAAAUCCACUGCGUAUCCUCGAUCGCAUCUGCGGUUACGAGGAAUGACUUGGAGAUAUUACGGAUAUGUGCAAAGAUUCCUAACAACAUACUCCAGGGAUCUCUUACCACAUGAUUAUUUUUGCAUCAAGAUUUACAAGAUCUUUACAGCUACGAGUUCUAAUUCAUUACAGAGUAACAUGAUAUGUAUGUAUGAUGAUUCCUCCCGGGAUACUCUUCUCUCAUUUUUUAAAUUAUCUGCAUUCCCCCUGUUUUUAUUUCGGUGUAAUUAUAAUAUUG
This is a messenger RNA of Paramacrobiotus metropolitanus, 5115 nucleotides long. RefSeq lists its product as uncharacterized. Bases 241 to 4023 code for a protein of 1260 amino acids. The record is from RefSeq and is a predicted model, not a curated record. The transcript has 14 exons. NCBI's taxonomy places the organism in Eukaryota, Metazoa, Tardigrada, Eutardigrada, Parachela, Macrobiotidae.